AUGGAUUCCAGCGAUGAUUUUAGCAUAGAAACAAAGGAUCUGAGUACGCUCUUUACCAAGGUAGAAAAGAUCGGUCUGGGAACCUAUGGCAAGGUUUAUAAGUGUCUUGAUAUAAGAAAGAAACAAACUGUUGCUCUAAAGAAGAUUAAAAUCCUAAAGCCAAACGACGGCUUUCCUGUAAAUACUGUUAGAGAAAUCAAGUGCCUAAAAGAACUAAAACAUGACAAUAUUAUCAGAUUAAGAAAUGUAAUUACAUUAUACAAACCAAAUAAGCCGUCAACAGUAUGGUUAUCAUUUGAUUACUGUGAAUUUGACUUAUUUGGAUUACUCCACAAAACAGAUUUUCCACAAUUAUCAACAAAACAGGUUUUAUGCUACUCCCGUCAAUUAAUUCUUGCAAUGCUUCAAUGCAAGCAAGCAGAAAUACUUCAUCGUGAUCUAAAACCUGCAAAUUUAUUCAUUACUCGUGAUAACGUUUUGAAGAUCGGCGAUUUUGGCUUAGCUCGCAAAUUUAAGUCUGACGAUAUUAAGUAUACAUAUAAUGUUAUCACUUUAUACUACAGAGCACCAGAGUUAAUCUUAGGCUGUCAAAAUUAUCAAUAUGAAGUUGAUGUUUGGAGUGUUGGAUGCAUUUUAUAUGAGCUUUGCACCAACAAAUACUUUUUCAAGGCCCCUAUAGGUAAAGAAAUAGAUCAACUUACUGCAAUUUUCAAGAUUACAGGUACACCUGACAAUGAAGAGUGGCCAGAGUUCAAAGAGCUCGACAAAGGUGGUCUUUUUACUCAGAAGAUAGAAGGCAACCUCCUUGAAUACUUGGAAAAGACAAUUCCACCUGAAUUCGAAGGUGCCGCAGAUUUAAUCUCAAAAAUGUGCAGGUUAACACCAUCAAAGAGAAUUUCUAUGCAGGAGGCAUUUAUGCAUCCUUUCAUUUCACGUAAUGGCCAACCAAUUGAAGCUUCUCAGCUUCCUCCGAUCAGUUUAAUGGAAAUGCACCAAAUGCAAGCAUCAGCUGAGCUCGGCAAGAAUAAGAAAGAUAAAUCUGCUCACGAUUCCCCACCAAGACCUGAGAAAGCUGAAAUUUAA
Trichomonas vaginalis G3 is the source of this 1083-nucleotide messenger RNA. RefSeq names its product STKc CDK like domain-containing protein. Gene Ontology annotation, cellular component: nucleus; cyclin-dependent protein kinase holoenzyme complex. Gene Ontology annotation, biological process: positive regulation of transcription elongation by RNA polymerase II; protein phosphorylation. The record is from RefSeq and is a predicted model, not a curated record. Gene Ontology annotation, molecular function: cyclin-dependent protein serine/threonine kinase activity; RNA polymerase II CTD heptapeptide repeat kinase activity; ATP binding. The transcript has a single exon. The coding region runs from base 1 to 1083 and encodes 360 amino acids. Lineage: Eukaryota; Parabasalia; Trichomonadida; Trichomonadidae.